This is a messenger RNA of Grammomys surdaster, 1616 nucleotides long. RefSeq names its product bisphosphoglycerate mutase (gene Bpgm). Bases 174 to 953 code for a protein of 259 amino acids. Gene Ontology annotation, biological process: glycolytic process. The transcript is spliced from 3 exons. Gene Ontology annotation, molecular function: intramolecular phosphotransferase activity. NCBI's taxonomy places the organism in Eukaryota, Metazoa, Chordata, Mammalia, Rodentia, Muridae. The record is from RefSeq and is a predicted model, not a curated record.
UCAGGCUUCUGGGCUACAAAAGAGCGUCGAUGCCGGCGGUAGCGAUGAAUCCUUUCUGGCACCUGCAGCACGGCGUCGCUGAGGACCGGCUGCUACUGGUGGUUUCCUUGCAGAUAUACUGCUGUUCUUGAACAUCAUCCCAUUGAGAACCUCAGGGCAGUUCAGCCACCAGCAUGUCCAAGCACAAACUUAUUAUACUAAGACAUGGAGAGGGUCAGUGGAAUAAAGAGAACCGGUUCUGUAGCUGGGUGGACCAAAAACUUAACAGCGACGGACUGGAGGAGGCUCGGAACUGUGGGAGGCAGCUCAAAGCUCUCAACUUCGAAUUUGAUCUUGUCUUCACAUCCAUCCUGAACAGGUCCAUUCACACAGCCUGGCUGAUCCUGGAAGAGCUGGGGCAGGAGUGGGUUCCUGUAGAGAGCUCUUGGCGUCUGAAUGAGCGUCACUAUGGAGCCUUGAUUGGUCUCAACAGGGAGAAAAUGGCUUUGAAUCAUGGUGAAGAGCAGGUAAGGCUCUGGAGGAGAAGCUACAACGUGACCCCACCUCCUAUUGAGGAGUCUCACCCUUACUUCCACGAGAUCUACACUGACCGGAGGUACAAAGUGUGCGAUGUGCCCUUGGAUCAACUGCCACGUUCAGAAAGCUUGAAGGAUGUUCUGGAAAGACUUCUUCCCUACUGGAAGGAAAGGAUUGCUCCAGAAAUAUUAAAGGGCAAAUGUGUUCUGAUAUCCGCUCAUGGGAAUAGCAGUAGAGCCCUCCUGAAACAUCUAGAAGGUAUCUCAGACGAGGAUAUUAUCAACAUCACUCUACCCACUGGGGUUCCAAUCCUGCUGGAGCUGGACGAGAACCUGCAUGCUGUUAGGCCACACCAGUUCCUGGGCAACCAGGAUGCCAUCCAGGCUGCCAUUCAGAAAGUGAAUGAUCAAGGGAAAGUGAAACAAGGCAAACAAUAAAACGUGGCCAGGAACGAGCGCGGGGUGGCUUGCAGUGCGUUCUGUGUGGGCUUCUCUCCCUCCUCCGACUGGCCCACUUUCCCCAAGGCUAGGCUGUGUGGUAGAGUUCGUGUAGAUAACUAGGUAAUUUAUCAUGGCCCAGAGGUGACCUUUGGAUGUCUGAAGCCUAAGUUAACUUUUCUGCUAUUCCCAUUUGAAUUAACUUUGCAAAGUAGUAACUAGUGGGGUUUGACCAAGGUUGUUUUGUGUUUUGGAGACAGGAGAGUAACAAGUGGAGGUGAAAUUGUUUAUCAUUUAACAAGUCAUUACUGAGUCACCACUGACAGGCGCGAUUCCAGUGAGGAGGUCACCGUUUGAUUAAGUAAUACUUCUCGAGAAGAGUGAAGACUACUAGGUAGCACUUGAGCAGUUUAGACCAGAGGCCCAUGGAAUGGCAGAGUCACAGAUGGCAACUGAGCACCACAAUAGCGCAAGGCCCUUUGAUUUCUAGCCCAGUGCCAUCCUCUCUGCCAUCAGUAGAAAUCAACUUCAUUCAGUUAGAAGGACCAGGAUGUACACAGCUGUAGCCGUUUAUAUUCUUCUAUUUCAUUGUUAGCUUUUGAACUUUAAUCUUUGGGGAUUUAACAGUUAGUUUAAAAUAAAGCUUUGUGAUUGCAAACUACA